CUCACAGUUAACGGCUCUAAGGAUUUUUAAUAAAAACAUUUUUUUUCUGUUUCUGCUAUGAAACACACUCACGUCGUGUUUCUAAAUCGAGCAAAUGUUUUCCUCCAAGUCGUCGACAUAAACUAACGUUAUUUCAACCUGUUUGUAUCAGCGGGUUCCCAUGGAGACCGAGGAUUAACUAACCUAACCUGGCUAACGCUAGCAAAGCCUUUCCAGCUCUUUGGUCCACAGAUGGAGGAGCAGAGGGAGACAGGAGGAGGAGCAGAAUCCCAGGGGAACAGAGGAGGUAUCAGGUAUAUUACAGAGGCAUUGUUGUUAAAGCAGACUGGCUGUCAGUCUCUGGCAAUGGUUCGUUCCCUAAAUCUGUCAUCAAAUGGAGACAAACGCAUCAAGUUCAUAGAGAACCUACAUGGCUGUCAGCGUCUGCAGGUUUUAAACUUGAACCACAACUUGAUCCAAAGCAUGGAGAGACUGAAUGCUCUGACACAGCUGAGAGAGCUGCAGCUGGCCCACAACAACAUCCAGCGGAUUGAAGGACUGGAGCUCAUGUCCAGUCUGCAGCAUCUGAACUUGUCCCACAACAGGAUCAACCACAUUCCUGUGUGGCUGCCGAAGAAACUGCACUCGCUACACACACUCCACCUGCAACACAACCUCAUCACAUCUCUGUACGAAGUAUCCAGACUGCGAUCUCUGAGCAGCCUAUCAGAGCUGUCGGUAUCAGGAAACCCCGCCUCCUCGCUGCCACACUCCCGCUUCUUUCUGCUCUACCACGUCAGGACUCUGGACAGGCUGGAUGACCUGCCAAUCACCCAGGAUGAGAGAAGAGACGCCCACCAACGCUUUAGCGCCGAGGAGCUGGAGCGUCUGCAGCAGGAGGUGGACAGCAGCCAAUCAGAGCUGAGCAGGCUGCAGAGGGAGCAGCUGGCUGCAGUGACUCGAAUCAAGCAGCAGGAGGAGACAAACCAAACACUGACUGCUCACACAGAAACACAACGUCACACACACACACUGCGGGAGCAGGAGCUACAUACCAAGAGUCAGCUGUUGGAAAAGACAACAGCUGAGCUGACCAGAGCCUUACACAGACUGUAUGAGCUGGAGCAGGAGUUGACUUUCUACAAGAUAGAUGCUAAACUUAACCCUUUGCCCCCCUGCAGCGUACAGGAUGUAGUCAUUGUGGACUCUGUGGCUGAGAGUCCAUACAUCGGCAAGGCUCGACACAUCAGGAACACCAUCACCUCCGCUCCCCAAAACUCCUCCUCAUCCCCCUCCCUGCAGACACAGGAGGGUUCAGACCUUCACACUGACAUGGGAACGUCACACCCCUUUCUGGAAGACUGCAAAACAGAGCAGAGUAAAGCUGAAGUUGACCUGCAGUUGACCCAUCAGACAGAGCUGCAGACAGUAGCUGAACACAGAGUGCCCGAGGAAACCAAAUCACGACAGCAGGAGGUGCUGUGUUGUCUCUUCAGUAAACUGUCUGUCCUGGAACAGCUGAGAGACGAAGCUGACGAGACAAAAAGACAGAUGGACAGACAGACAGACGAGAGCAGGAAGAAAGAGAGAGAGACAGAAGAGCUGGAGACACAACUACUGACACUGGACACCACAGACCCUCAACAUGCCCAUGUGACCGCCCGGCUGUCCAGUUGGAGACAGCUGUUGGACAGGAUGAACGGGAAACAGAGCGAGCUAGAGGGUCGCCUCGACGACAUGCUGUCACGCAUUGCCAUGGAGACUCAGGAGAUCAAAGAGCUGGAGCAACAGCUCACAGACGGUCAGAUUUUGGCUAAUGAAGUUCUUCAGAGGGAUUUGGAGGGAAUCAUCUCUGGACUUCAGGAGUAUCUGAGAGGACUCAGAAAGCAGGCUCAUCGUGCUCAGCAGCAGGUUGACAGUCUUCAGGCUGAAAACCAGAGUCUACAGCUCCACCUGGAGGACACUCAGGCACACUGCAGACAGCUGGAGGACACUGCCAGGGCACACAGACAGGACAUGUCCGUCCAGCAGGAGAAGCUGUCUGUGUUGCGGACAGAGGCCCAGGCUCUGAGGGACAGACAGGUGGACCUGGAGGCGGAGCUCAAGCAGCUGAGGGAAGAGCUAACCCAACAGAUCACAAUGGGACAGUUGGAGUGUGAUUCUCUGCAGGCUGCUGUAGACAAAGAGAAACAUACCAGAAAGAUCAGAGAGUCUCAGCUACAGUCAACCAUCGAGACACUGCAUGAUGAGAAAGUAUCUUUACAGCAAGUAGUCCAGAGACUUCAGGUCCAACGGGACCAGACCAAAGCCCAAUUACACCAGGCGAGAAGCCAGUAUGAAGACACCAGGACCCAACUAGACCAGACAAGAAUUCAGCUAGAUCAGAUUACAACUGCCAUUUUGGAUCCUCAGGAGGUUCAGAGUGGACCAGAGGACAAGUACAGCAAUCCUGUCAGUCCUGAGGACAUGUUGUCCAGGAGUGUGGAGCAGCUCUAUAGGGCCAUCCAGCAGACCAGAACCAGCACAGAACAGCUCCAACAAGACCAGAACCACAGCCAGAAACAGAUAGCCAGACUGCAGGCCCAGCUAGCCCAGGAUCAGGACCAUGUAACUCAGCUGAAAGCCCAGGUAACCCGGGAUCAAGACCACAUAGCCCAGCUGGAAGCUCAGGUGACCCAGGAUCAAGACCACAUAACCCAGCUGGAAGCCCAGGUGGCCCAGGAUCAUAACCACAUAACCCAGCUGGAAGCUCAGGUGACCCAGGAUCAGGACCACAUAACCCAGCUGGAAGCCCAGGUGACCCAGGAUCAGGACCACAUAACCCAGCUGGAAGCCCAGGUGGCCCAGGAUCAUGACCACAUAACCCAGCUGCAAUCCCAGGUGGCCCAGGAUCAGGACCAGGCAGCCCAGCUGGAAUCCCAGGUGAUAGGUGGUGUGGAGCAGGACCAGGAGCCAGACUGGAGGCUACAGGAGGAGCUGGAGAGACUGAGAGUCAGACUGCAUAGGUCUCAGAGCAGAAACAGACACGUUCAACACAAACUGGAGGGGGAACUGAAGCAGAGCGCUCUGCAGCUGCAGGACGUCCAGCAGGAGAGAGAUGCGCUGCUACAACAGCUGCGCUCACAGAGCGAUGGUCAUCAGAGAAGCCUUGGACGUCUGAACAGAAAGCUACGGCAGCUCAGCAGGUCCAUGUGUGACUCGGAUCAGCUGACAGUGGAACAGCUGAAGUCAGCCUCCGAACAGCUGAGAGCUCUGAACCACAUGGUGGAGAACUCUGUGGAGGAGCUCGACGGCAGCUUUCACCAACCUGAAGGAAGCUCAGAGAGACAGAGUAAACACACACCGGCGCAGCAGUCUGAACACACUCACACGGUGGAGGAGCUGAGGGCGAAGCUGGAUAAAGCUCAGAGACAUACACAUAGACUGAGACAGAAGCUGGACCGGACCAGAACCAGAACCAGUACCAGAGAUGGAGGACAGUGGUACUUCGUACCUCCUGGACAAAGUUCUCUCAGUCUGGGCUCUCUGGGGACUCAGGACUCUGGUUUGGGACUGCAGUACCUCAGUUCUCCUGAAAGGGGGCGACAGCAGGACAGACCUCCGACAGGAGGAGGGUACUGGGUCUACAUUCCCCUAACACACACCGACUCUGACACAGCAGCAGCCGAGUGGAGGGACAGCGGAGGAGGCAGUGAUGCUGACAGAAGCUCCAGAGAACAAACUCCUCCUCCCCCUACUGCCCCAGGUGCAGCUGUCUCUGCUGGGCUGUCUGACGGCCAGACUCCCCUGGUUGGGCCUGCCUGGCUCCUCUGUGGUUCACCUGCAGCUGUUGUCUACAGUCCUCCAGGAGGUGGUGCUUCGCUGCACUGUAACAUCCCAGAACACAGAGACACGCAGGGAGACAGGUGUGUUUGUGAGUGUGUGCACAAAGAAGCAGAGCGACUGGAGGAAGAGAGGAAGAAACUACGUUUGGAAACCAAACAACUACGACUAACACUAAAACAACACAGCAGUGUGAUGCAGGUGUGUGAUGAGGUGGAGUGUGUGGAGAAAACUCUGCUGAAGAGACGAGCUGAACUCCGGCAGGCUGACAGACUGCUGCUGGAGGCUCAAAGCUCCAUACACACCGCCAGAGACAAGGCCAGCUCAGCUCAGCGGAAGGCCGACGUGUUACAGCGCUCAGCUCAGGAGAGUGCCAUCUGUCUGCUGGAGGCCACGCAGCAUGUCAGAGCGCUACAGGAGGAUGAGGUGGAGGAGCUGAGGAGGAGACAGGAGAAGGAGCGGAUGCUGAGGGAGGUGGAAGAGGCAUUGAGGAGCAGAGAGCAGGAGUUCCAACGACUCUGCACAAAAAUACACUCGGCUUCAGACAGAUUAUCUGACGUGCUGUCUGAUCUUCAGAAAUCUCAGGAGCGUCUAAACUCAUUCAACAUUCAGGUAGAACAGCAGGAGCAGAGGCUGGUUCAGAGAAGCGAGGAGCAUCAAACAGCUGUGAACAGAGUGGAGGAGGUCAGAGAGGAGGAGCAACGACUGCAGAACAGAGUCAAGGAGCUGUUUCAGCAGCAUGAGGCGCUGUUAAGUAAAAAGAGCUCCACAGUUUCUGCUAUGAGAGAGGACGAGCUGAAGCUGAUCACAGUGCAGUCUGAACUCAAUACACACAGAGCAGAGCUAAAACAGGUUCUUCAGGAGUUACUUGUAGAGCAGCAGGAUCUGGAGGUAGUGAAAACCAAACGCAUUCAGACUCUCCAGCGGCUCCACAAAAAGCAGGACCAGCUGGACAGAAUACAGGUCGAGGUGGACAGGGCGAAGGAUGAACUGGACAGAAUACAGGUCGAGGCGGACAAGAAAAGAGAUGAGUUGGAUGGGACACAGGAUGAAGUUGACAAGAGGAAGGACGAGCUGGAAAACAAGAAGGAGGAGGUGAACAGAAAGAUUGAAGAAUUGGACAGGAAAAGGGAAGAGAUGGCUGAACUGCAACAGAAAGUUGAGUCCCACAAAAAGGAGACAGAGAUCUGUCUGAAGGAGACAAAACAACAGCAAACAGAACUGCAGGAGCUGCAAGAGGAGCUGAGCAGGAGGAGGGAGGAGAGGCGCAGUCUGCAGGAGCAGUGUAAACAUCUGGAGGCCAGACGGAGGCACGCUGACAGGAGUCUGUCAGCAGUGGAGGUGGAGCUUACUAAACAGAGGGAGGAGCACAGCCACGCCCAGCUUCUCAAACAGGAAGUGGUCAGAGAUACAGCAGCCAAUCAGGAGGAGUUUAAAAAGCACUCAGAGCUGUUGUCUCUGCUCAGUGAACAGGUGGAAGAGAGGAAGAAACACCUGCAGACUCUGGAACAGGAGAUGAAUGUGUGCAGUCAGCAGCAGCAGCAGAGAGCAGAACACCUGAAAGAGCUGGCCAGGCAGAUAGAAGACAAACAGGCAGUUUGUGUUGGACUGGAGGAUUUUAAAGCUGCAGCGUCACAGUUGGAGGACAGGGGGCACCGUCUGACCCAACAGCAGCUGCAGCUCAACCAGAUCAAGGAGGAGCUGUGGCAGAGAGAGAAACAGCUGAUUUACAAGGAGGAGGAGCUAAAACAGCAGGAGGAGGAGCUACAGCUGAAAGAAGAGGGGCUACAAAAGAAACGUGAGGAGCUUCCAGUGAAAGAGGUUUUUAAGGACAGCAGUGAGGAGUCAGAGGAGGACGAGGACAAGUCUUUCUACCUGUCUACAGCUGGUCUGAGAUCAGCCUUCAGUUCUGAGGAGGAGAGGUGGAAGGUUGAACUGCAGAGAGAGAAACUGAAACAACAAGAGGACCAACUAAAGGCUCGUCUGCGCUGCCGUUUGUGGAACCAGCAGGAGAAUAUGAAGGUGAGACGACUGGAGGCUGAGGAGAGUUUACUGGGACUGAAACACCGACUGAACCAGUUGGACUCACUGCUAACACACACUCCAUAACACACACACGUGAAAUUAACGGAUGCCAAACAGGGUUUGUUUUAUCAGGAUGGACAUGUCUGUCUGCACUGAGGUGAAACCUUAUGCAUUUAUUUGUCAAAACAGUUAAUUUAGUAAUUUAGCAGCUGUUGGAGUGUUCUAUUGUAUCGGGUGGAGUUGCCCAGUUUUCUUCAAUGUUCAAAUGUUCCAUUUUACUGAGAACUUUAAGAAAAAGACGUACGUUUAGUCGACUGAACAUUAACUCCUCGUCACUGAAGACUUUUCUCUGCUGAAACCAGUGGCAUAAAGUAGUUACGAUGGGCCCUAGUGCACACUAGUUACUAGUUAUGAAACACACAAACAAACACACACACUCACACCAUUAGGCUUGCUGAUGUGUGAUGUGUGUCUUGACAUAUUUUGCGCAUAAACUAGCUAUCGUAUAUUGUAUUGUCUCAUCACAUGAUCAAAUAGAGACUUGCCAUUGGACGAUAUCAAUAUACAUAUUACCCAGCAAUUAUCACUGCUUAUCUGUGUAUGACAAACAUACCAAAGAAAAGCAGAAUUGAUACAUUUCAGGGGUGCAAAAUUGUCACCUUUUAGUGAAAAUCGCAGUUUUGAAUCCAAAAAUUGACGUUUUUGUCGUUCUUGUUGAUCCAAUUAGUUUAUUUAUGUAUUUAAGUGCCCUGAACUGAUGUUGCCCUUACAUUUGUAGUAGUAAUUACAUAAUUUUAGGGCGAGUUCUUCCCUACCCCCAAUUUCCACCAACUGCGGAACGGCUGCGGAUCCGCUCUGGAACGGCGGCGCAGUCAGUAGGUUUCCAUUAAAGUCAGUGUGUGUAUUUUCACUGACUGCAGAACGGCUGCGUUCCGACUCCGUCCCAGCUCCGGCGAUCCGCAGCCCUCCGGAGCAGAUACGCAGAGCUUCUAUUUUUCCCGGAUGCCCUGAGAGCUCCGCAUCAAUUUAGCACAGGGCAGAUUGUGCGGGACAGGAAGUUGAGCACAGAAACAAAAUAAAAACAUCCGGUUAAUUUUCUAAAUAAAAUACACUGUGCUCACGGCGGAUCAUAUUUCCCUGCACUAUACCUUGAAAACGUCAUAAUGGGCGGAGACAGGCCUGAAGUCAAGUUUGUGGGUCUGUUUAUAGAAACUACAUCCUGUUAUAUCGCGCAGUCAUACGUGAAGUCGCGAGAUCUCGAGGGUCCUCGUGACUUCAGCUGUCAGUCAGGGCUGCAACAAAUCCGCCCCUGGUGGCUAUUGAAGGACGGCGGAGCACGGAGCCAACACGCAGCGGAGUCGUUCCGCAGUUGGUGGAAAUUGCGGGCUAUAUCGUUAUGCUAAAAUUGACUGUAAAUCAAACAAAUUUCCCGGGGCAUCUGUCAACUUUUUAACCCCUGAUGAGUUUGCAACCCUGUAUUUAAUUGUAAAGUUUUUUUUAAUAGUUUAUAGUUUUUUGUAAUUUAUGUAGAAUAUAUAUAAUUUAAUUUUUAUUAAAUUGCUAAUGACUAUUUUACAAAGAAAAAUGCAAAUUAUGACGGAGACCGUUAAUAAUUCCCUCGAAGCACUGGCAGACACAAGUGGUUUUCUUACUACAGGUUUAUUUGAAGCUUCUUCUCCAAAUCCACCGUGUAAACUAAACACACAGUAUAACGAGAAAAUAAAGACCACAUUAGCUUAAUAUGAACAUACACUGACAUGCAUAGCAUGUAUUAUAACGUUCACCAAAGUAAAAUACAGACACAAAACAACAUACCUCGUUGGCUGCAUGCUAAACACGAGGGAAUAGAGGUUUCCUUAGAUCGCUGACAUCCGCUAUAACUACCUUAAAACUUUUAUCGGAGCAAUGAAUUCUCCGUGCUUCGCUUGCCGUUAGCUUGCCGACUCUCUCACUCACGAACGUCCCAAGAGGCCUUGCGCAGAGACUUCAAAAUAAAAACACUUUACUCUUACCAAAUAAAAUCACGAAAUAAUACUAAAUGCAAUUUAUAUAAUUCUAAAUUAUGACAUUGGUUGAAAACAAAUUAUACAUUAUUAUAAGGUAAUUGCGACAAUUACACAGGUUUUUUUAUUGAAAAACAGUUAUUUAAACAGUCGUAUUUCCGAGUUGGCAAUCUCAACCACUCACAAGUCACUGUCACCCUGCCCAACACAUUGUUGGAGGGCCCCCUCUGUCUAUGGGCCCAGGGGCCCCAGUGCAACCGCACUGUCUGUUUUUGCCACUGAUAGGCUCAUAUAUUGACGACAAAAGCAGAUUUAGUUGUGUAAACUGACAAUAUUACACCAUAAACUCAUAUCUGGAUUUAAUUUGACAACACUUUAUUACUUAGUCAGAUAUAUCAGAACAAACAAUGUUGGAUGUUGAAGUUUUUUAUUAUUUUAUUAUAAAUCAGGAACUGGUCAUUAAAAUAACUCCUGAAUGACAUGAAUGCAGCAUUGACAUUACUGUGAGUAGGGGACAGAAACAUAACUUGAUAUUUCUGUGUCUGUCAAAGCAACAUCUGUGAGAAAACAACACUGAGCUGAAAAAUGUGCCUUCAUGAAAACAUGUAAAAAAGAUUUUGUUAUAUUUGACAUCUGCUGUGUAAAUGAAGAUGAUAUUUAUCUUUGUAAUAAACACUUUGUGUUGAA
Molecule: messenger RNA, 8516 nt
Organism: Perca flavescens (yellow perch)
Lineage: Eukaryota; Metazoa; Chordata; Actinopteri; Perciformes; Percidae
Gene: cntrl
Product: centriolin
Exons: 40
Coding region: 232-5910 (1892 amino acids)
Molecular function (GO): protein binding
Source: RefSeq, a predicted model, not a curated record